AUGGCUAAUUAUUCUCAAAACGUUUACUUUGAACUCAUUGGGUUUGUGGGAGUACCAGAAAAGUACAACCUUGUGCUCUCGUUCAUGAUGUUUACUGUCUACAGCACGGCGUUAAUAGCCAAUGGCACCGUUAUCGUCCUGAUAUUGGUAAGCCGCCACUUACACCAACCCAUGUACAUCUUCAUUGCCAACCUGGCCUUUUCCGACCUGCUCUUUGACACCGUCACCUUGCCAAAGUUUAUUGCUAAGUAUUGGUUCGGAGCUGGAAGUAUGUCUUUCUCUCAAUGUUUCUUGCAGCUGUUCUUCGUCCAUUGUUUGGGAAGCCUGGAUUCCUUUAUUCUCGUGCUUAUGGCUGGUGAUCGAUAUGUGGCCAUCUGUUACCCACUGAGAUACUCCUCCAUUAUCACUCAUAGAGUCACUAUUGCGAGUUGCAGUCUCAGCUGGCUCUUAGCAGUCAUCUCUGCCUUGGUGACACCUGUUCUAAUCGGACAACUUCCAUUCCCCGGGCAAACCAAAAUCUUUAGCUGCUUCUGUUCCAGUUCUGCCCUCUUGCGCUCGGCCAUUGGAGACGUUACUCAGGUUCGACAAACUCUCCUGAUCGUUGCUCUAUGUGUGCUCCUCAUCCCAUUGGUGGUCAUCCUGUUAUCUUAUGUCAUCAUAAUUAUAACUAUUCACUGUUCUAGCGUUUCCAGUAACUGGCAGAAGAUGUUCUACACAUGCACCACUCACUUGCUUGUUCUUAACAUCUAUUACAUCCCUAGGGUAUUUGUCUAUAUUGCCAAUUUUGCUAAACUCAUCCUACAACCUGAUAUCAAUGUCCUGAUACUUUGCAUCUACUCCUAUUUGCCGCAUAUCGCCAACCCCAUCAUCUACUGUCUCAGGACUGUGGAGAUCAAAAACACCAUUGUAAACCUUUUCAGGAGGAGGAUUGGGCUCACAGCGUGA
Molecule: messenger RNA, 945 nt
Organism: Bufo bufo (common toad)
Lineage: Eukaryota; Metazoa; Chordata; Amphibia; Anura; Bufonidae
Product: olfactory receptor 2AT4-like
Exons: 1
Coding region: 1-945 (314 amino acids)
Biological process (GO): G protein-coupled receptor signaling pathway
Cellular component (GO): membrane
Molecular function (GO): G protein-coupled receptor activity; olfactory receptor activity
Source: RefSeq, a predicted model, not a curated record